CAGAAUGGCACUUUAUUAAUCCGGUAUACAAAUGAGUAUCGAGAUCAAGAGGAAUAUUGUUUUAAUUUCUAUGAAGUUGAAGAUAUUGGCGGUGUCAUUUUGCCCUUUGUCUGUCCAAUAGUUAACGAUCGCAAACCGAUAGAUAUUGUCAAAAAUGUGGCAAUGGCAUGCUCGGUUCCAUUCUAUCUUAUAACGAUAUUUUUUUAUUGUUUCUUUACGGAAUUGAGAAAUUGUCAUGGCAAAUGUUUUAUUAUGUAUCUGCUAUAUCUGACUAUUACUUAUUCAUUAAUUUGUUACAAUACUUUGUCUUACGUACAGCUUGGUUUUUAUGAAUGUAUAAAUAUAGGUUAUAUCAUGUACUUUGCCACAAUCGCCUUUUUAACCUGGAUAAGUAUACUCAGCUACGAUACCUAUGUCAGUCUUACGAACCUAGAUUCUAUAACAUUAUUUCGUAGAUACUUUAAAUGGGGAUUUGUUAUACCUGGUGCAACUACAUUUAUAAUAUUUAUGAUACAAUCGUUGAAAAUUAUAGAUGAAAAAUACAAGCCGGGCAUAGAAAAGGAUAGUUGUGGAGUAAAAGUCAACCGCUGGUCAGCGUUUUUUUACUAUUAUAUACCUCAUAUAAUUGUAUUAGUUUAUUGUACGAUUAUGUACUUAAAACUGAUUCGAUUUUUGGUGCUGAAUGAAAGAGACGCUACUGUAUUUGCUGGCAGAAUGAAAACAACGUAUAUGAAAAGGUAUUCCUAA
Molecule: messenger RNA, 747 nt
Organism: Lucilia cuprina (Australian sheep blowfly)
Lineage: Eukaryota; Metazoa; Arthropoda; Insecta; Diptera; Calliphoridae
Product: G-protein coupled receptor Mth2-like
Exons: 4
Coding region: 163-747 (194 amino acids)
Source: RefSeq, a predicted model, not a curated record